GUGGCCCGUUCCCUCGAUAGGCGACGCCGGUAUCGAUUGCAGGGGUCGUUGGAGAUUGUGAGAGGCUGGCACAAACUUGCUUUCCACGGCUGAGACAAAAAAGCCGACUCGUGAUCGCCUCAUCCCUCCACCCCCUUCGUCGUAUAGCACAAAAGUCUCCCAAGUCACCGUCUACCCCGUGCUCCUUGGUUCCACCGCUGGAGCGAACUCUGAUCCGGAAAAGCUUACCUCGCUGUUGUUGCUCGGAAGGCGACAACGCCGUUUUCUUUUCACUCCCUCCUCCCGUGUGAAUUGCUAGGCGAAAGACCCGAUCUCUUUCUCACUCGUGCAACUGCAGAGCAAAGCAAUUCGCCGCCUCUGCACCUGCAUUCGUAGCAAUCGCAUCGCAAGCUUGUCACUCGCUCUCGAUCUACAUUCCAAUGCGCUCGACCUCCACGACUCAGUGUGCUUCGUGUUCCGAAUACGACAACCGUCAUGGCUGCUAUCGUCGCAUAUCCCGUCGCAAGGCGACACGACUGCGGAUUGCGGAGACUAAAGACCCCGCAAUCGAGGACUGGGUGGGAUGAGUGGCAGACCAACUGGACUGCAUCUGCACGUUCCGAUCUUGACUUCGGGAUUGCCUGUAUAUACUUGCAGCAGACCAUCUUGACAGUUCUGGCUGAGACUUGCAAGUCGAGCUCAAUCACAGACACUGCCGACAACGUUGUCUCACCGUUGCAGCCAACGCGCAAGUUCAAAGACUUAAAAUCACCCACAGCCCCGUCAAUCACCCCCCGAUCAACGUCGGACGAAGAUUUGAAUUGCGAUCCACGCUUUGAACACGCUUGCUCAGAAUCGCUUGCACAACGCCCGCUCUCGUUGCCCUCGGAAGCACCUGCUGGCUCUCCACAGAAAAGUUCCGGAGCAUUCAACACGUCCGAUCCAUUUCCUUCGCAAUUGCCUGACAUCGACUUCUCCUCGGUGGACGCUGUCCGUUCCCAUGCCAAGAAGAAUAAAAAGAAAGGCCAGCCUGCUGCCUUCACCUCCAACAGCAAUGAAAAGAAUGAAGAAGGCGCUGCAGAUGGAAAUGCGGACGGUGGCGCGGGCGAUGCACCAGGUGGGCAAAGUGGUGGUGGAGGUGGCACAGGUGGUGACGAUGGAAAUGGAGGCGACAGGGGCGAAGACGGGUGGGAUGAUUGGAGCGGAACUAAGAACAAGAAGAACAAGAAGAAGAAGAAACAAGACGAUGAAGAAGAAGAGGAAAAGCCGAAAGAAGAAAAGGAUGCCUGGGCGGGCGUUGGCGGCGAGGAUGAGUGGAACUCAUGGUCAACCGCGAAGAAUAAGAAGAACGAUAAAAAGGUCGACGAAGAUCCCGCAGCGAGCACGAAUGCAUGGGCAGACACUACUGGCGGGGGAGAAGACGAAGAUUGGGCUGGCUUCACUUCUGGUUCGAAAAAGAAGAAGAACAAGAAGAAGCAGGCCGAAGAACCGAGCAAACCCGCCGAAGAGAGUUUCCACGAGAUAAAAUUGGACGACGAGCUGGAUCUUGGUGCUCCGAAGAUCAGUCUUAGCUUCGAUGAACCCACUACGGCUAAGAAAGAAGAGUCUGCUGGCUCAGGUGGUUUCGGCUUUGGGGGAUGGGGUUCGAGUUGGAGUUUUGGCGGCCUUGGUGGCAAGAAGGAAGAGGACAAAGACAAGAACGGUGAGAAGAGUCCCGGUUCCGGCGGCUUCUGGAGCAAAUCUAGUCUCGGCGACUUCAACUUCGGUUUCGGUGCAAGUACUGAUGGAAAGUCGUUCGACAUAGGGGACUCAAAGAAACCAGCUGAUGAUGAGGAUGAUUUUCUCCCCGCUUGGGGUGGCGCAACCACGAAGAAGACAACCGAAAAGAAGCCGAAAUUUGGCGGAAUUGAAGAGGUUGAUGAUCCGCCUGCAGAGGCCAAGAAGGAAGAUGACACCUGGGGAGGCUGGAGCAAGAAAAAUACGAAGAAGGACGCCUCGCACGACUCUUGGUCUGGCUGGGGCAGUAGCACUGCUGCGACCUCCGGCAAAAAGGAUACCAAGAAGAAAGCGGACGCUUCAUGGGCCGACCUUAUGGAGGAAGAAGACGACACGACCGCCUUACCGACUAUGAAAGAUGACAAAAAAGCCGAUGAUUCCUGGGGCAUGUGGGGUAGCAAAGCUAAAGAGAAGAAGCCUGACGACAACGUCUGGAGCGGCUUCGAGUCAGGCUCCAAGAAAACUGACGCCAAACUCCCCGUCGAAGAAGUCAAAGAUGAGGAUCUUUCUGUUCUCAAAGGUCUCACCUGCGGGAAAGACGGCAAAAUUCUGGACACUGAUGGCAAUCCCAUCGGAGAACUCUACGAAGGUGAUGCUACUAUGAUCUCUAGGCGGCUGUACCUCUGUUCGGAAAAGGGUGAAUUCAAGGACAAGAAAUUCAAAGUCGUUGGCAAAGCUCGUCUUAUUCCAAAGGCGGAUCCUACGAAAGAAGCUACCACGAACAACAUCUCAGCAGGCACAGAUGAUGCGGAUGCUCCGCCGCUGUCAGCUCUCGAAGGGCUGUGCUGUGAUCGCGAUGGGACCAUCAAGGACUUUAGCGGUAAACUCGUCGGUCAAGUCAUCGAGGGCGAUGCUGCGGAAUUCUGUUCUAAGAUGUACUUUUGUGAUGGCAAUGGCAAUAUUCUCGACUAUAAGAACAAGUCGGUGGGAAAAUGUAGAACCGUUGGAUCGCAAAAGUCAAACAAUGAGACUCAAGACAGUGGCAUAUGGAGCUGGGGGAUGGCUUCGAAAUCUUCCAAGGUUCCCCCCCCUCCUAAAGGCUCCGCCAAAGCAGUCAAGAAAGACGACGAGAAAAAUGACGACGCUUGGGGAUCCUGGAGCUCGAAAGACAAGGAGAAGGAAGAGGAGAAGCCUGCAGGGUCAACUGACUCUGAGUUGCCCCCAUUGUCUGUUCUUGAAGAUAAGACUGUCGACGCGGACGGCAAAGUCUACGACGAUGACAACGUGGCGAUCGGAGAAUGCAUAGAAGGAGAAGUCGCGUUGAUUGCACGUCGCAAGUACAAAAUCAAUGACAAAGGCGAAGUCGUGAGUCGGCUUGGCAAAGUUAUAGGUAAAUGUGUCACGCUGCCCGUGGAGAAGAAGAAGGAGGAGGAGGAAGAAGAGCAUGCAACAGAAGCGCCGGCCGCGGACGUGCCUUCCCCGGAGGAGGUCAAGGAAGACACUGCUACCAUAGAGCCACCGCCAUUGUCCAUUUUGAAGGGCAGGACCAUCGAGUCCGAUGGCACUAUCCUCAGCCCAGACGGAGAUGUUAUUGGCGAAGUCACUGAAGGAGAUCCUGAGCGAUUUGUCUCUAUUGCCGCCAAGUGCGAUGACAAAGGCAACAUCCUCAAUUCUAAAAAAAAGGCCGUUGGUAAAUGCAGAACUCUAGCUCCGCAGCCCGUCCCGGCAGCUGAGUUGCCAUCGGAAGGACCUGCUGAGGAAACAUCUCCUCCAGAGGAUGAUGCCAAACCCCAUGCUACCCUUGUGGAUUUGAUGGGUCGCAAGAUUGAGACCAACGGGGAUGUUUUAGAUGAUAAUCUCAACGUCAUUGCCAAGGUUGUUGAUGGCAACGCGAAACAGAUGGCUAAAAAGGGAGCGAUAUGCGAUGCUGAGGGGAACGUCGUACUUGGUAAAAAAACCCUUGGCAAAGUUGAGCUCUUGGCUCCUCAGAUUUCUGAAGAACCUGCUGAGACUGCUGAGCCGGCUGAGACAACGGAGCCGGAGCACCCAGCCCAGGACGAGACGCCUGCUGAAGAAAAGAGUGAGACAACAAAUCUGCCUACUCUCGCAUCACUUGAAGGACGCUUUGUGGAGACUAACGGUGAUGUCCUUGACGAUAAUGGAAACGUCAUCGCUCGCGUUGUGGAUGGGAAACCCAAACUAAUGGCCAAGAAGAAAGCCACUUGUGAUGCAAACGGCAACGUAGUCUUUGGUUUCACAACCAUGGGUACCGUUCAGCUAGUUCUGCCUGAAAAGACGGAGGAGGGCGGGUUGGCAGAAGCAGCAGCAGAACCAGAAAACGAAGCCUCUCCUCCGCAGCCGCAACCAGCUCAGGAAGAAGAGCAGCCAACCUUAGCUAUUCUUGAAGGCAGGCACAUUGAGAAGAACGGCGACAUUCUGGGCGACGACGGCCAAGUCAUUGGCCGCUUGGUCUCUGGAAACGCGCUGAAGCUGCAUAAAGGCAGCGCCAAAUGUGAUGCUGAGGGUAAUGUAAUCAUGAAAAACAAGGUCCAGAAGGAUGCGGCCGUAACGCUUGUUCUUCCUGAGAAACCAGAAGCAGUCGAACCUCCUGUGACUGAAGAAGCUCCAGAGCCCGAGCCGCCAGCAGAGGAACCCAAUCCAAUGGCCAAACUUAAUGGCUUGAAAAUUGAAAGGAAUGGUGAUAUUUUUGAUGCGGAUGGUCACCUUGUUGCGCUUUUGGUUAGCGGUAGUGCAUCGAAGUUAUUCAAAGCUGGUGCUACUUGUGAUGCAGAGGGUAAAGUUUGGUCAAAGGGUAAAGAGGUCAAGGAUGCUAAAGUAGAGCUUGUUGAGGUCAAGAAAGAGGAUCAAGAUCCAGCAGGUGAAGAGCCUCCACCUACAGACAAUGCUCAAGUCGAAGAACAUCCGAUAGAAGAGCCUCCAGUCCAGGAGGUGUCGCCAUACGCGAGGCUUGAUGGCCGGAAGAUGGAGAGGAACGGCGACAUUCUCGAUGAUGAUGGCAAUGUUCUCGCAACUGUAACCAGCAGCGGUCUUUCAAAACUGUAUAAGUCUGGAGCCACCUGCGAUGCGAACGGCAAGAUUUGGGCGAAGGGCAGAGAGGUGAAAGACGCUACACUGAAGCUAGUUGAAUCGGAAAAGCAGGAUGAACCUGCCGCUGAAGAAACCAAGCAUGAAGAGGUUGCCCCGGAAGAGCCUGCAGCCGAAGAGCCUACACCGGAAGAGCCUGCAGCCAUGGAAUCAGCAAAGCCGACUUUCAGUAGUGUCGCGGGUAAGAUGCUAGACAAAUUCGGCGAGAUAUACGAUGACAACAACGUUCUUGUUGCUCGACUUGUCGAAGGGAGCGCGGGAACUUUAUUCAAGAAAGGGGCUUGCUGUGACGCCGACGGCAAUGUCAUAGUCAAUGGUAAAAAGCAAAAGAACGCGAGACUCGAGCUUGUUGUUUUUGAAGAUACAAUACCUGAGCCACCCGCUGAGCCAACGGAAGAAAUCGCGGAUGAGAUCGCUUCACCUGAACAUGAAAAGGCGGCUGAACCUGAAGAACGAACACUAGCCAGCCUGGAAGGGCUUGCCAUUGAUAUUUCUGGAGACAUCUUCGACAAUUACGGUAACCUGGUUGGGAAGCUUGUUGAAGGUUCCGCCACCAAGCUCUACACCAAGUUUGCUGUCUGCACCGCUGAUGGAAAGGUCAUGGCCGGCGGCAAGGUGGUUAAGAAUGCUCGUGUUGAAGUUAUUCAAUCCGAGAAGCCAGCUGAUCCUACACCUGAAACAGGAGCUGAAGAGAAGUUGGAGCCAGCGCCAGAGCCUGAAGCCUCACCUGAGGCUGUGCCUGAGGCACCUUCAAUGGCAAUCUUAGAGGGAAGAUUCAUCGAGCCAUCCGGCGAUAUCUUGGACAAUAAUAUGAAUGUGAUUGCGAGACUUGUCGAGGGAGAUGCGAAGAAGCUUGCAAGACAAGCAGCUACAUGCGACGCUCAAGGCCAAGUCUGGGCAAAGAAAAAACUUGUUCCAGGCGCAAGAGUAGAACUCGUCGAGCAAGAAAAACCGGCUGAGCCAGACAAACCGGCUGAGCCAGACAAACCGGUUGAGCCAGAGGUCGACGAAGCUGUGUCAGCUUCACCCCAGACAGCUGAAGCAAAAGAGAUCACUCUAGCCGAUCUCGAUGGGCGUGGCUUCGAUGGAGAAGGAAAUGUGCUUGAUGAUUCUGGCGUGAUCAUAGGCAAGCUCGCUGGUGAAACUAAAAAGCUUAAGGCAAUUCUCAGCGCAAAUGCUACGUGUGACGCGAAGGGUAAUGUUUGGGCCAAGGGGAAGAAGGUGCCCAAAGUCAACGUCGAGGUGGUUCAGCCCAAGCCUCCCGCGACACCAGCAGCACCAGCGGCAGAAGACCCUGUCAAAGCAGAAGCGGAGCCAGAAGCGGAGCCAGUAGUCGAGCCGGAAGCCAAGCCAGAAGCCAGCUCCGAAUUACCUACUCUAGCAUCGCUCGACGGCCGUUUAAUUCAGGAUAACGGCGACAUAUUAGACGACAACGGUCAAGUGAUCGGAAAACUUGUUGAUGGUGUCGAUAAGUUGAAGCUUAUUGUUAAAAACAAGGGCAAGUGUGAUGCUGAGGGCAAAGUCUGGGCAAAAGACAAGAUUGUCCCUCGAGCAAGAGUUGAAGUUGUCAUUCCGGAGAAACCUACCGCAGAAGAAAAAGACCCGGCCAGAGAUUUGAUUGAUUCGAUUGACAAUCCUGACGACGCUUGGGGUGACCCAUGGGCUGAUUCGCUGAGCAAAAAAGACAGCAAGAAGAAGCGUGACUCCGUCGCGGAGUCGAAUGCGGACGAAAAAGCGCUCACUCGUGUUAACACAAAGUCAUCUAAGGCCUCCAGGGAAGACGACUGGGAUGACUGGACUGGGAGCUCUAAAAAGGAAAAGAAGAAGAAGAUUGAUCCACAGGUGAUGGAAGCCGAAGGCAUUGAUGAGCCUGAUGCGGACAAAAAGGACGAAACUCUCGGGUUCGCGUUCACGAACAAGCGAGAUAAGAAGACAGCGAAGAAGAAGGGCCUUGUAGAAGCCGUCGACGACUUCAGCACGCCAUUGCAGAAAGCUGAAGCAGUUGAAGAGCAGAAGUCAUCACAGGAGGAUUCUGAUUGGGCCUUUGCUUCUAACAGAGUCAAGGCGAAGAAGGCUGCCGAAAAGGCUGGCAAACGAGCGGCUACAAAGGCAAUUGAAGAUGUCGCACGAGCGCCUUCUCCCCCAGAAGAACAACCUGAAGCCGUGGAAGCCCUUCCAGAAGGGGCAGGGGUUGAUGACGACGAGCUUGCUCCAGAUGACUCGGCCUCCAUAUAUAAAGAGCCUAUCGCUAAGCUUGACAAAAAGAAGGAAGAGAAGCCUAAAGCAAGCAGCAUGUGGGGGGGCAUCUUUGGUCGUGCUUCGUCUUCCAAAACUCCCACCUUGUCUCAACUUCGCAAAGAGCGUGAGGAGCGCGAAAAGAAAGACAAGGAAGAGAGAGAAAGCAAGGAGCAACAAGAUCGUGAGGAACAGGAACGCCUUGAACGCGAGCGUGUUGAAGCCGAGCAAGCCGAGAAGGAGCGUCUGGAAAAUGAAGAACGUGAGAAGGCGCUUGAGGAAGCACAAGAGGCGGAGAAGAGCCGCAAGUUGAGUAAAAAGGGGAAGAAGACGGCGGGAAAAGUUAAGACGGAAGAACCUCUUCCGCCUCCGCCACCGCCUCCGCCAGUUCAGAUCGAAGAGGCGAUGGCCGAACUGGAUGAGUCAACGGAUCCGUUCGCUGUCUGGGGUGUGAAGCGCAAGGCUGUCAAAGCGACCAAUGAAAAGUCGUCGCUUGAGUCAAACGCCAAGAAGGCCCUAGAAGCAGCCGGAGACGAAGUCCUGCCUGUUGUCAAUACGAAGUCGUCUGCGGCGACGUCCUCGUCAAAGACGGCUAUAAAGUCGUCGUCAAAGCUAAAGACUGGUUCUGUUGCGGAGAGAAUCAAGGCGCUUCAGGGUGAGACAAAGUUAAAGGACGAAGAUGCACUAGCGCCACCUGUUCCGCCGCCACCUCCAACUGUUCCGCAGGAGGAAGCUAUAGACCCGGUCCCAGAAACUUCUUCCAAAAAAUCCAAGAAAGUUUCAUCUUCCAGCAAAUCCGCUAAGACUGUAACCAAGAAAGAACCGGAACCAGAACCGGAACCAGUGCCUGAGCCAGUUCCUGAGCCAGUUACGAAAAGAGCGCCAGGUGGAUUCCCGGACUCGGACGACGAUUUAUUGAUUGAUCUUGACGAAACGAAACCUCCCACACCACCGCCAGAACCCGAGAUGGGUGCCCGAGCUGUUCCAAAAUCCUCCAAGAAGGUGAGCUCUAAGGGCACUUCCAGGUCAUCCAAAUCUGCUACCAAAUCCUCAAAAUCGAAACCUGUUCAGAAGGUGAACUCCGAUUCCGAGACACAAGCAGAGCCCGAGGAGAAUGACAAGGCGGUUACGCAAGGUUCAGGUAGCACCACUGCCGUCGAUGAUCAACAGCCGAUUGACGGCAAGCUUCCAACGCCACCACCUGAGCCCGAGAAGCGUAAGGCAGCGUCGCCGACAGCACGAAAGGAGCGACCAAAAGUCGUACGGGGCUCAACCGGCUCAGCAUGGGGCUUCUGGGCAACGGCUACACCAAAGGACGCUCGACAAAAGGCCAAAGAUGGCACCUCAGCAUCCCACAAGAGCACGUCUUCACCGAUGAUGGUUCGGCCACGAACAGCACGCAGGUCUACUGCCGCUGAUCCUGAAAAGUCGGAAACCGAAAGGAAUGUGCCAUCCAAGCCUACCCCUAAACGGGCCUCGACGUUCUCUAUCUUUGGCCCUGCUCCACCCCGUCGCCAUUCUACACGAACGACAAAGUCAUCUUCGAGGCCGUCGUCAAGGCCACAUUCCGUGUCACGACGCGCAUCACCAGAGCUGACAGGUGUCAACAACGAUGACGAAAACGAUGAGAUUCCACGAGUUUCUUCGAAAGCCGCGAAAUUGAUGGGAAUGAACCCCAGCGGUGGCGCAUCCGCCAGCCGACAUGCAUCUGCCAAAUCAAAGGGUAAGACUCAUUGGACUAUGCCACAUGUGGCUAGACCACCCCCAUCCCCGCAAGAUCUAAAAGUUGACACGCAGCAACGAACAGGACCUAGAGAUCCCUAUGAUCUCGGCAGCGAUGACGAUGAGGUGAUGCACGAUAACGGAGUUGACAUCUAUGCCGUUGACGCGCCUGCCGCUCCUGCAGGUCAUCGAAGGUCGAAACGACGCAGCGCAGCUGAUGUUUCAGCCUCGGCGAAAGAUGAUGAGCCAGCAGCAAAUGCGGAGCACAGCCUUGAUGGCGCACGUGCCUUGGGGGCUGAUCGUCCAGACCAGCCUCCCACUUCACGGAGACAAUCGCCAACAAACAGGCAUUCAGUAUCGCGAUCAGUACCUCGAAAACCAGAAGUUGGCGGCAUAAUGGGUCUUUUCGGCUUGCGACGUAGUAAUACCACCAAGGACACCCCAAGAAACUCGGAUCCCAGCUUCGUCGGCGGCAGAUCAAAGAGGGAUGGAUACGAGACUGACGCAGGCUACCGCCGUUCGAGCAAACGAUCUGCCGAUGAUCACGACGACGAGAACGCACGUCGCAUUCGUAGAGAGAGGCGCAAAUCGCGAAGAGAAGCCGACGAAGGCUUCACUACGGACGCCCCCGGCGUCCAAACAGACUACGAAGAAGCUGAACGACGUCGUGCUGAGCGUCGUGCUGCUCGUCGCGCAGAAAGAGAACGCCUUGCGGACGAAGCUCGUGUCUCUGAAGAACGAGAGGCUCGACGACGUGAGCGGGAUGCCGCAAAAGAGGCUCGAAGAGCAGCACGCCGUGAGCGUGAAGAGGCACGCAUCCAAGAAGAAGUCGAGAAGCGGCGUCGUGCUGAGAAAGAAGAGCGUCGCGCAGCUCGUAAAGCAAUGAAUGAACGCCUCGAGCAGAGUCGGGCUGAGGAAGAAGCAAGGGCUGCAAGGGAGGAGAGAAGGGCUCGUCGUCGUGCAGAGCGCGAGAAGGAACGAGAGAUGAGAGACACAGAUGUUGAUCGCCCACGUGGAGAAAGACGCAGGUCUUCUUACAAAGAUGGUGCUGAAGACGUAAGGCGCUCUUCCCGGCGUGAAUCGCGCCGGUUGUCAAAGAUCUCUCCCAUAGAAGAUUAUUUUGAUUCGCGAAACGGAGAUUACCAUGCCACAACCCCUUACCUCGGUUCUGGUGGCGAUAAGACUUCAUCGUGGGUAGACAGUGUCAAUAGGGAGCCACCAGCUCCUUUGGCUCCGGAGGACACUGCCACCGUGAUUGAACCUCCUCCAGAGGCGGACGAAGCUGAGCAUGGUGUUGAAACCGAAGAAGAGGUGCGUCGCCGCAUGCAUGGACGCCGCGAGAAGCGCCGCGAUCGAGACUCCUCUUACCGAGACUCUGGAGAACUUCGUGAGGAUCGUGAUCGCGAGGAACGUCGUCGUGAGCGCAAGCGCCGUGAUCGAGCCGAGCAUCGCGAGAGGACAUCAGAUCCUGGAAAUGAUAAAGAGAGGCGACGUAGAAGCACCUACUAUCCAGAUCCUAACAACCAACCAUACCCGGAGUAUGACGUCCUUGAGCGGCCGCAAGCUCCCAAACGCCAGAGCUGGCUGAAGAAGCUUCCUAUCAACAGUCUGUUCUAGAAACUCGUUUGGCUUUUAAAAAAAAGAAGGAAAUAUUUUUGGAGUAUGUUGACUGAGGAAUAUGAACUGGAGUGUGCACAAAGGCUCUCGCGCUUUUAGCUGCUAAUCACUUGAGCGAUCGCUGACGAGAGCGUUCUUUGUUUUGGACUUGGAAGAGAUACCCCUGCUGUUGACGAUUAUUGCAUAUCGGAUGAACCGGUUCGGGUCCGUGUCAGCGUGUCUAUUGCAUGUGUGGGAGUAAAUGUGGGAGUAGCAUGUAGUCUAUCACUUUUCCGUGUAACUUGGGCAUGUCAGAGCAUGCAAAAGUAUACGAACAAAGAUACCCCCCUUCCUUUUUACAUUUUCGGUAGCACAUCGCUCCACCUAGUAUAAUUUAGUGUUUCAUUAC
Verruconis gallopava is the source of this 10762-nucleotide messenger RNA. RefSeq lists its product as uncharacterized. NCBI's taxonomy places the organism in Eukaryota, Fungi, Ascomycota, Dothideomycetes, Venturiales, Sympoventuriaceae. The coding region runs from base 475 to 10374 and encodes 3299 amino acids. The transcript is spliced from 2 exons. The record is from RefSeq and is a predicted model, not a curated record.